Molecule: messenger RNA, 1311 nt
Organism: Calidris pugnax (ruff)
Lineage: Eukaryota; Metazoa; Chordata; Aves; Charadriiformes; Scolopacidae
Gene: CIB2
Product: calcium and integrin binding family member 2
Exons: 8
Coding region: 337-924 (195 amino acids)
Molecular function (GO): calcium ion binding
Source: RefSeq, a predicted model, not a curated record
CCCCGGCUCUGUGUGGCGGUGAGGGUUCCCCUCCUUCUCCUCGCUGCCCCGGCGGAGCCCGCCCUCCCUCCUUCCCGCGCCGCGCUGAGGUACCGGCCCGCCCGCCACGGAAACCCGUCGCCCUUACCGAAUUUCUCUACAUCAGCGUGAACCCAAAGCUUUUCUAAUAGGCAAGAGAAAAGUGGAGGGGGCAGAGUGGAAAGCCAGGCCUGAAAGCAUAAACAGGAACGUGUCUGUGAACCUCAGGAACUCAACCUCUCGUCGGCUUUGUAACCACAAGUUUGGAGUUGUUUUCUUCUUUACAUUCUGACUUGCUUGUGGAGAAUCUUCUUGCACAUGACAAGAAUCCAAUGCCACUGUGCCCUGGGGAAAAAAGAAAAACCCACAGCACUAGCAGGUAGAAAAAUAGAGGAUUGCACGUUCUUCACUCGGAAAGAAAUCCUUCGGUUGCAUGGCCGGUACCAUGAAAUGGCACCAAACGUUGUGCCCAUGGACUAUACAAAGGACCCAGAUGUUAAACUACCUAUGCAGCUUAUAAUAAACAUGCCUGAGCUGAAGGAGAAUCCCUUCAAGGAAAGGAUUGUGGAAUCUUUCUCAGAAGAUGGAGAGGGGAGCCUCAGCUUCAAUGAUUUUGUGGACAUGUUCUCUGUGCUCAGUGAAAUGGCUCCCAGAGAGCUUAAAGCAAUCUAUGCCUUUAAGAUCUACGAUUUUAACACAGAUAACUUCAUUUGCAAAUCAGACUUGGAGCAAACCCUCAAUAAGCUGACCCGAGAAGAGCUAACAGCAGAAGAAAUCACUCUAGUUUGUGAGAAAGUGAUAGAAGAAGCUGACAUGGAUGGCGAUGGGAAGCUGGGGUUUGCAGAUUUUGAAAACAUGAUUUCCAAAGCACCAGACUUUCUCAGUACUUUCCACAUAAGAAUCUGAAGAUGUUUCUGUGAGCCAGUGUAAUCAGAAAUGACUUGCCAGUCCAGCCUUUCUGAAUCUCAGGCACUUUGGGGGAUUUUGUCCUCUAAUUAUGGCUUCUUAGAACUCGGCAGAAAGUACGGAAAUAAUUCUCAUCCACAAAGAGAAAGCAGCAUCAUGUGAUCUACAGGAUAUUUGGAACAGUCAUGUUUUUAUCUUCACUGCUGGCCAAGCACUCUGGCAAAGGUGGUUGGUUGUUGGGUUGUGGGUUUUCUUUUUUUUAAUUUUCUUUUAAUUUUUUUCUCUCUCUUUUUAAACAGGUAGAAUCAGAAUAUUAUUAAAGGUAUUUCCACAUAGUUUUUAUAUUUAUGAAUAUUUAAUACUGCUCUUAAAAGCGCAAAAAAAAAA